AUGGCCUGGAGUCUUACAAGUGCGAAACAUGGAAAUGUGAGAAACAAUGUAAAGGCAAAGAAAAGACAUGUCAAUGUACAUGUUGUCAACAGAAAUGUAGAAAUCAACAAGUUGACUCCUGCAAAGCCCCCGCUCCACGCUCUCUCUCUGCUUCAAGCCGCCAGUCAAGCGCAGUUGUCCGAUCCUCCCACUGAAGAAAGUCUCACUGGUGUCCCUGGUACAGAAGCCUCCACACCUUUUUCCCCUGAUCCCCAAGUCAUCGCCGCCGUCGUCGUUGCCCUCAUCGUCGCCAUCAUCCUGCUCGACCUGUGCAUCUUCCGCUUUCCGGUGGGCCGCAACAUCCGCGAUUUCCUCGUCCGCAAGAUACCCUUCUGCAUCGCGUUCUACAGCUGA
This is a messenger RNA of Babesia bigemina, 393 nucleotides long. RefSeq lists its product as hypothetical. The coding region runs from base 1 to 393 and encodes 130 amino acids. The record is from RefSeq and is a predicted model, not a curated record. The transcript is spliced from 2 exons. Lineage: Eukaryota; Apicomplexa; Aconoidasida; Piroplasmida; Babesiidae.